Messenger RNA from Rhipicephalus microplus (southern cattle tick), 5707 nucleotides. Its product is annotated as agrin. Gene Ontology annotation, cellular component: extracellular region. Lineage: Eukaryota; Metazoa; Arthropoda; Arachnida; Ixodida; Ixodidae. Gene Ontology annotation, molecular function: calcium ion binding; protein binding. Gene Ontology annotation, biological process: cell differentiation; multicellular organism development. The record is from RefSeq and is a predicted model, not a curated record.
AUGGAGAUACUCGUGCCGGCACCGCUGCCCCGGCUGGUGAUUAGGCGGCAGCAGCGUGGACGGCCACGUUCCCCUGCUGGAACCUGGAUCACCGGACGUCCGACGCUGCAACCCGCUGGCUUCCGUCUGCCGCUGCUUCGGCUCAUUCCCAGCCACAAAGCUUCCCUCCACGUAUUCUUCACAUGUGUUUCAAUCGUGGCGCACAACCUCCAUGGGCCACCACAAGGUUCUCCGGAAAAUGGCGGCGAUGAUUCGUGCUUGCGAACAACGUGCCGCUUUGGCGCCGAGUGCCACAGUGAUCGGGGCCAGGCCUACUGCCGCUGCCGGCUCUCGUGCGCUGACCAGCUGUUCGCCCCAGUGUGCGGUUCUGACGGCUUCACUUACUCGUCCGAGUGCCGGCUGCGCAUGACCGCCUGCAUCCGGCAGAAGAGGAUCGUCGUCGCCCACCAAGGAUCAUGCGAUGUGGCCGAUCCUUGCCUUGAGAAGCGAUGUGAGUGGGGUGCCGAGUGUCGCCCAACGCUGGAUGGACGCGGCGCCGACUGCGUCUGUCCGGACAAGUGUGUCUCGUAUGGAGACGCCCGUGGUUCGAGACCCGUGUGCGGCUCCGAUGGCCGUGAUUACCCAAACAGCUGUGAGCUGCGAAGGGCUGCCUGCAACGCCAUGCGUGACGUGCAGCACCGUUUUACGGGACCAUGUGACCCCUGCCGUGGCGUCCAGUGUCCAGCAUCACAAGUUUGCCAGCUCGAUGAGCAGCGGAAUCCAAUUUGUCGCUGCAAUGGCGCCUGUCCUGGAGACCUGCGGCCCGUCUGCGGGUCGGACGGCCGCACUUACCCCAAUGAGUGCCUGCUCCGGGUCGAGGCUUGCCGCUCACGCAGGCCUUUGCGACUCGUGUAUGCGGGCGCCUGCUCGCAGGGUCUGAACCCUUGUGGAGACUUGCAGUGUCAGUUCGAGUGUUCCAUAGACCGAUUCGGAAAAGCGUCCUGCACGUGCCCGCCUCCUUGUGAACAGGUGCUGCGUCCGGUUUGCGGCUCAGACGGAAAGACGUACGACUCUGCUUGUCAUCUGCGGCGCGAGGCGUGCUUAGCGGGAGACGCCGAGCUGCGGAUAUCGUAUGCGGGACCAUGCGAUGCAGCCGCCCCCUGUCACGGCUUCCGGUGCCCGCCUGGCGCCUUCUGUUCUCACGACGGCCAGCCGUCGUGCCACUGCCCGCCUUGCUCGGAGGAGUUUGAGCCCGUCUGCGGCUCGGACGGAAUUUCUUACCCGAACGAGUGCAAGCUCCGGCGGGAGACUUGCCAGCGCAGCACGGCUUCAGGAGGUUCGGCGCUGCCUCCGGUGGCCGUCGCGCAUCUAGGUCUCUGCUCGGACCCAUGUGACGGGCGCCAGUGUCCCUUCUACGGCGUCUGCGAGGGUGGCGCCCAUUGCGGAUGCCCUCCACCGUGCCCGUCUCCCGUGGACGAUCCGGUGUGCGGCUCGGACGGCGUGACGUACGCCAACGAGUGCGAGCUGCGGCGCGCAUCGUGCCGCCACCAGCGCGCCCUCGCGGUGGCUUCCCGGGGUGCAUGCGACCUGUGCCGCGGAGUGGGGUGCGAGCUGGGCGCUCGAUGCGAGAGCGGCGUGUGCGUGUGCCCGCGCGACUGCCCCGAAGGCCUAGAGCCCGUGUGCGACAGCCGUGGCCAACCUUACGCCAACGAGUGCCAGCUGCGAAGGGCUUCGUGCCAACAGGGCCGCGACCUGGGACCGCCGAGGCCAUGCGCGGCCAUCGACCAGGACCCGGAUGGCGGCAGUGGUGACGGCUGCAUUUGCCGCUACGGGGCGGUGUGUGCGCCCAACGGAAACUGCCAGUGCGACAUACACUGCGAUGCGGUGAGCCCCGGUGCUGCGCGAGUUUGUGCAACGGAUGGUUUCUGGUAUCCGAGCACCUGCCACGUGCAACAGGAGGCCUGCCGCCGCCAGAAGGAUAUUCGACUCGCUGAGGGGCCCGAGUCGUGCGCCGGUGCCAAGAAAGGACCCAAGACAUGCGCUCAGAGUGCCUUCGGCUGUUGCUCAGAUGGAGUGACGCCUGCACUCGGCGUUCACCAAGCAGGAUGCCCCAGUGUGUGCAACUGCAACAGGCUCGGUUCGCUGGCAGCCACGUGCGACGCACUGAGCAGUCAGUGCGCCUGCAAGCCAGGCGUCGGAGGGCAACGGUGCGACCGCUGUCUGCCGGGCUACUGGGGGCUACAUCGCAUCGCCGAUGGUGUCAACGGAUGCUCGCCCUGCCAGUGCUCGCCGCUUGGCUCAGUGCGCGACGACUGCGAACAGAUGACUGGACGCUGCGUCUGCAAGCAUGGCGUACAGGGCAUGAAAUGCACGGAGUGCGCAAACUCGGAGGCGCAGCUGGGUAGCCAAGGUUGCGCUUCGUCUUCUCAUCCGUCAUCCAGCUGCGAACAGUGUACCGGAGGGGCCGAGGAAGGCGGGCCCGUGUGUGGCUCCGACGGCAACACCUACGCUUCUGCCUGCCAGCUGCGCCAGUUCGUGUGCCGUCUGCAGCGCAACUUGACAGUGCGAAGCUCUGGGCCAUGCGAGGAGGCUCCCUCACCAACGGCUGGACCCGUUCGCAGGUCCACUGCCCACAGGGAAGCCGGCCUCGAGUUCCCGGGCUGGUUUGAAACCGGACUCGACCCUCUCUUUCCACCGCUCAGCACACGACCAACGGCGGCCACAGACGAGCCCCAGGAAGGCCGUCCCCCGUUGGAUGAGGAAGAGGAUAUCAGGGGAGACGAAGAACGAGCACCCCUGGAGACCCCGUCGCAGCCUCUGCGCGUGCCGCAGUUUUCGGGCCGCUCUUUCUUGGAGCUGCACCGGCUGCAAGCUUACACGGGUCUGUCGCUCGAGCUGGAGCUCAAGGCAGACGCGCCCGACGGCCUGCUUCUGUACAAUGGCCAGACCACCUCCGGUGCCGGUGACUUCGUCUCUCUGGCCCUGCGUGACGGGCACCUCGAGUUCCGGUACAACCUCGGCUCAGGCCCCGUGCUGCUGCGCGCGCCCAAACCACUCACCAUGGGCCGCUUUCACCGGGUGGUCGCCAAGCGUUAUCUAAAGGAUGGCUUCCUAACGCUGGACGGCGAGGCAGACAUACGUGGUCGGUCGGGGGGCCUUCUUCAGUCUCUGGAUCUUGCCGAGAAUCUGUUCGUCGGCUGGCUGCCGGGGCCUCGGGGUCUGGGACCACCACCCGGAGUCCUGGACAACGUCGGCGGUGUAGAGCGAGGUUUUCGAGGCUGCUUGCGACGGCUGCGUCUAGGAAAACGUGACGUCCGCCUUUCAGGGGCGUCGCGGGAUGUGCUGCGUGCUGUGCGCCUGAAGGAGUGUGGCCCACCGUGCGGACCUUGUCUCAAUGGCGCAACUUGCCUCGACCACGGACCGGGAAACUACAGCUUGCCUCUGCCCCCCGGGAUUCCAGCGCAGUACCUUGUUCCACAACCUGUCCAGAACAUACGAAGUGACUACCACAGCAACUUUCAAAUCCCCAAAUCUCAUAUGAACACAUACGGAGGCCAGUGUGAGCGUCCUCGGCGUCGUGCCUGUGAGCCGGACCCUUGCGGCUUGGGAGCGUCGUGCCUGGUACGCGGCAGCGCCUUCUCCUGCCGAUGUCCGGCGGGUCGCAGUGGCCGCCUGUGUGAAGGCCGAGCCGCGGUGCCGGACUUCGCAACCGAUGGCUACCUAGAGCUGCCGCGCCUGCACAACGUCGGUCAGGCCUUCUCCCUCGAGCUGUGGUUCCUCACCAGGGCUCCACAGGGUCUCUUGCUCUACAACGGUGGAGGAUCUUCUGGUCGUGGUGACUUCCUCGCGCUGCGACUGGAAGCUGGCCGUGUCCAGUUUCGAUACGACUUGGGCUCUGGAGCAGCAAACGUUUCAGGAUCUGUGCUACUUGCGUCUCCAAAUGAAGUCACCCUGAACCAGUGGCACGUGGUGCGUGUGACGCGCACUCGCCGAGAAGGAUCUUUACAGCUGGAUGAUGGACCCACAGUGCACGGAGAAUCGAGUGGCCCGCUGAGCGAACUAAACCUGGAGCAGCCGCUGUUCCUCGGUGGACUGCCGCCGGAGGCCGUGAUGAGCGCCGACGCGGGACCCCGCUCGCCCGGUCUGGACGGGGCGCUGCAGCGUCUGGUGCUCAACGGGGACGCCUGGGCUGACCUCGUGGCACGGGCGCUAGCCUCGGAACGCGUCUCGGAGCAUCGGGGUCCACCGUGCAUGGGCGGUGGGCCAGCGGGGCCGUGCCUCAACGGUGGCAUCUGCCUGCCUCAGCUGGCCGCCCACUCGUGCCUUUGUCCGGCGCGCUUCGGAGGUGCGCUGUGCGAGCUCGCCUUCGACGAGGCCCAGAGGAGACCCGUGGAGUUUCGGGGGACCUCGUUUUUACACUUCAGGCACGGCUCAAGAGAGCCUGGUGUUGACGAAGAGCCAUUAGGCGGUGCCCCGGAGAACGAGGUGGAAAUCCGCUUUCGGAGCCGGGAGCCUCGUGGCCUGCUGCUCUGGACAGGUGGCCGGGGAGACCAUAUGGCGCUCGCUCUGGACCAAGGCCGACUGCUUGUAUCGUACGAUCUGGGCGCUCGACGACAGGAAUUGUGGUCUGAGUCACGGAUCGACGACGGCCAUUGGCACACGGCGCGACUACAACGCCAAGGUCGACUGGCUACCCUUGUGGUAGACGGUUCAAAGCCGUUAAGCUCUAAUGCAGCUCCUGGUGCCACGCAGCUGAACACAGAUGGGCUUCUGUGGCUUGGCGGAUGCCCCAAGCUGCCCCCCGGUCUUCCAGCAGCACUCUAUUUAGGCUUCGUGGGCUGCAUACACGAGGCGACCGUAGACGGGCGCGAGCUGGCUCUUGCAGGUCCGCAAUGCGCAGACAAUGACCCCAUCACCUGAAGUCAUGCAUGGGGUACCUACAACCAGGCGAUAACCGAAUGCUUCAACAAAAACAGGGGCGCAUGUGCCACAAUGUGUAGCUGUGGCCCCCAUAAACACCACGGCUGUUUUGCUUCCAGUGAUAUCAAAAAUCCAUCAAGCGCCUGUAGCGUCAAGAUUCGCUAAAACUAGCAUGUUAAUGUUGUCGUGCAAAGCGCCUGUAUGUUAUUGAGGCUUGGAUUGCACUGUUCCCAAGUAUGUAAUUAAGUGCUCAUACAGUACUAUGAAAUUGUAGAUAUACAUACAAGGAAAGGUAAAACACGCAUUUAGCUAUCUGCCACCUGUGCAUGGUUUGUUAACAAAGUGUAACUCUUCUUUCUCUCACUUAUAGUGGAUAAUUGUGGGGUUAGACAGCAGAUUUGUUUCGUCAUUGCGGCACCGCCGCAAUUACCAUGCAUCUUGUUUCCUCUGCUGAUAAUCUGGCUAUGAGGAGGGCGAUCUUGUCGCGUAUGGCUUGAAAGCCGAAGGCCAGCACGAAUUAGACCCAAUGAAAAAAAAUGUGUAUGGGUGGCGCCGGCGCCGAGUUUUUCCGUGCCUUUCUCUCGAUCCGCAUAGCUUAAGACCUAAGGUGCCAGGUGUCACUACCAGUCUUCCAGAAACGUGCCUCUUCCCUGAUGCAGGUUACUCAUUAGAGCGACAAACUGUCCGGCACGAUUUGGGUGCUGCUGACCACCGAUCACCAUGUCACUUCAAUGCAAUACCGCAGAAGAGACGUCGUUGUUCGCAACCCCUGUUUUUGACGAUAAUAAAAACUCUGGUGAACAGAAAA